AUGCCCCAUAUAACAGUGAGCACUAAACGAGAAACAGGAGCUCCUGUUCACCUGUUUUACGAAACAUUUGGUAGUGGUUCGACCAAGAUUUUAUAUAUCGGGGGACUAGGUGCAAUAUCUCGUCAAUGGGACUUACAAGUUGAUUAUUUCAAACAAUUCCCAGAGUUCGAGCAGUGCGUGUAUGACAAUCGUGGAUCUGGAUAUUCAAGCUCGCCGGCUGGUCGAUACAAAACUACCGAAAUGGCUCUAGACGCCCUGGAGCUUCUCGACCAUUUGGGCUGGAAACAAGCUCACAUUGUGGGACUUUCAUUGGGCGGAAUGAUCUCCCAGGAGUUAGCAUAUAUCGCUAGGCAUCGCAUCGCUAGUAUGACACUCGUGAGCACCUAUGCCUAUUUCAGUGGACUACCUUGGGAAGGCGUCAAAAACAUGGCCUUUCCAGUCACAUAUAGCGAUGUUUCUGGGUUUGCCAAAACUGUUUGUGAGCUAUUGUUUCCCCAACAAUGGCUGGCCUUGCAAUCGUCGUCAGGAAAUGCGACAAAUCGAGAAUAUAUGAGGGCUUGGUUUGAGGAAAGAUUCAACAAGACUGGGAUCCAGACUAAAUUUGGAAGAUCAGGCCAACAAAAUGCUGCUCUGACCCAUUAUAUGUCGCCUAAACGACUGAAGGCCGUGAAGAAUUCGGGGAUUCCGAUAUUGGUUAUGACUGGUGACCAAGAUAAUGUUCUUGUGCAGCCAUCUUCAAGUAAGUAUCUGGCUGAUUCGCUCGGCGGACGGCUAGAAGUCUUUAUUGGUGGUGGCAAAUUAUGUAUCGAAGUCGGCAGUGACUCAAAGAUAGCCUUCAUAUCUGAAGACUUAUGUAUUGGUUGUGGUAUCUGCACCAAAAAGUGUCCUUUUGGGGCAAUCCACAUCAUCAACUUGCCUACAAAUCUGGAAAAAGAUACUACCCAUCGCUACUCGGCGAACAGUUUUAAAUUGCAUCGUCUGCCCGUACCACGUCCUGGUCAAGUACUGGGUCUCGUCGGAACAAACGGUAUCGGAAAGAGUACAGCACUCAAGAUAUUGGCUGGAAAGCUCAAGCCGAAUCUCGGUCGAUUCGAGGAACCACCAGAUUGGGAAGACAUUCUAAAGCAUUUCAGAGGCUCAGAGCUGCAAAACUACUUUACAAAGAUAUUGGAAGACAAUCUCAAGGCAAUCAUCAAACCACAAUACGUGGACAAUAUACCUAAAGCUGUAAAAGGCAAAGUAGAAGAAUUAUUGAAAGGAAAGACAGAAAUGGAUAAUCAUAAAGACAUGAUCCUUCAAUUGGAUUUGAAGGAAGUCUUGGAGCGAGACGUACAAAACUUGUCGGGUGGAGAACUACAACGAUUUGCUAUUGCCAUGUGUUGUGUACAAAGAGCAGACAUAUACAUGUUUGAUGAACCAUCCAGUUACUUGGAUGUCAAGCAACGUUUGAAUGCUGCCAGAGUUAUAAGAUCGCUGUUACAGCCCAAAUGUUAUGUCAUUGUCGUUGAACAUGAUCUGAGUGUUCUCGAUUAUCUAUCAGAUUUCAUUUGUGUCCUUUAUGGCAUGCCUAGUGCUUAUGGUGUCGUCACUCUACCAUUCGGAGUCAGAGAGGGAAUCAACAUCUUCUUGGAUGGAAGAGUACCAACAGAAAACUUGAGAUUCCGUGAUGAAUCCUUGACGUUUAGAUUGGCUGAAACUGCUGAUGAUCAAGUAAUUGAGACGCAUCGAAGAUACGCCUAUCCGGCUAUGAAGAAGACUCUAGGUGACUUCUCGUUGGAGGUCCAACCAGGAGGAUUCACAGACUCUGAAAUUCUCGUCAUGUUGGGAGAGAAUGGAACAGGAAAGACUACCUUCAUUCGUAUGUUGGCCGGUUUACUCAAAGCUGACGGGAAUGAGCAAGUACCUGAACUGAAUGUCAGUUACAAGCCACAGAAGAUUAGUCCAUCCUUCCCGGGUACUGUCCGAAUGCUACUAAUCAAAAAAAUCAAGGCCAUGUUCAUGCACCCGCAAUUCCAAACCGAUGUAGUAAAACCACUGCAAAUCGAAAACAUUAUCGAUCAAGAAGUCACCAAUUUAUCUGGUGGUGAACUGCAACGUGUUGCAAUAGUAUUAGCAUUAGGUCAACCCGCCGAUAUAUAUUUGAUUGAUGAACCAUCUGCAUAUUUGGAUUCCGAACAACGUAUUAUUGCCGCCAAGGUCAUCAAAAGGUUUAUCCUGCACUCUAAAAAGACCGCAUUUAUUGUUGAGCACGAUUUUAUUAUGGCCACUUAUCUGGCUGAUCGUGUUAUUGUGUAUGAUGGUCAACCUGGUGUGAAUGCUAGGGCACUAUCACCUGAACCCUUGUUGACUGGAAUGAACCGAUUCUUGAAGCAUUUGGAAAUCACAUUUAGACGUGAUCCUUCCAACUUCAGACCUCGUAUCAACAAGUCUGAGUCGGUCAAGGAUAAGGAACAAAAGAGUGCUGGACAAUACUUCUUCUUGGAAGACUAA
Messenger RNA from Synchytrium microbalum, 2490 nucleotides. RefSeq lists its product as uncharacterized. NCBI's taxonomy places the organism in Eukaryota, Fungi, Chytridiomycota, Chytridiomycetes, Synchytriales, Synchytriaceae. Gene Ontology annotation, biological process: translational initiation; ribosomal subunit export from nucleus; translational termination. The record is from RefSeq and is a predicted model, not a curated record. The transcript has 18 exons. Gene Ontology annotation, molecular function: ATP hydrolysis activity; ATP binding; iron ion binding. The coding region runs from base 1 to 2490 and encodes 829 amino acids.